UAUCAGAUGGGCCGAGCGCCUAUUGCACUGUGCUGCUGCAGCACAAUUGGCUCAAAACCAAAGUGCCGCUAGCACUGCCUCCGAAACACCCCAGCUACAUAGCUUCUCCUACUAUUGGCCAUUUCGAAUCGACGUUCUAGUUUCCAAAAACUGAAUAAUUCACUCACUCUGUGGUCAAGGCUUUCUCCGUGUCACAGCGCUGCUAUACAUAAACGUCGAGCGUGGCAGAGCUGAGUGGGCAGAUUAACCCUCACUCUUCUACCCCUGUCUUGACUGUCCGUCACAUUUGCGCUAUGUCUCAAAAAAGGAAAUUAUCAUCUGCCUCAGAACAUCACCUCGCAAAACGACUGACGCCUGGGCCAUAUCCGCAACCACCGCGCACCUCGACUUCCUCGUUUCAAGUUCGUCCGGAUUACCUCCAGACGCCCCAAAGCCUCGUCAAUAUACCUCACGAUUGGCACGGUGGAUCAGCAGGAUCUCAUCCUGAGGUCCCGGGAAUGGCGCCCACCUUUGGAGGAUCUUCAGAUGUUUUCCGAAAUGGGAUAUUUCCCAAUGAACUUUCCGCCGCGCCCUACCCAUCUUGCGAUCAUCCACAGUUGCAUGCCCCGGCUUUGGAAUGCGCAUACACUACGCCCGAUCGUAUUGGUGAAUCAAGCGAAUCUCUCGCCAACUGGUCUUUCCAGACUACGCUCACCCAGCCGUUCCCCUCUCCCCUGGAACUGUCAUUAUACGACCCUUUUUCCCUUCACGGGAAUAGCAAGGGGGCGAGUGGAGACGUGGAAUCGUCUGUACCUCCGUUUUUAGAGCCAACACCAUCAUCGCCGGCCGGGAUACCUCUUCAAAAUCAUAGGACUAUGCUUCCGGGGCCAUCUUUCAGUUAUCCUCAGGCUUCAUCGCUUCAAGUGGCCCAGGUCAGUUCGUGGGCUCUCCAGACCCGCAGCACUAUUUGCCAUAACCAGUAUGGUGAAUCGGUGGGACCUUAUCGUGGGUCUGAAUUGGUUGCGCCCACGCCGCAAUCCCCUAGUAGCUCUCAGAAUCUGCCAUCUCAGAAAUGCACGGGUACGCGGUCCUGGUUGGACCCACGUUCUGGUCUAAAUUGUGUCAGCCAAUCAAGUACAUCUCUACUUGAACUCCCCGUUCCGCCUAUACCCACUCAGAUAUUCCUUCCUAAUGUGGAACUACCGCAACCGUCCCUUCCAGGGACCACCGAAGAUCCUUGUAUAACACACACCAUUUCAGCCUUCGAUGAUAAUAGUGCGGGAGCCUACACACAGCUGGAUGGCAUGGGCGUACCCCUUCCCUUCCUAUCAGAGCCAAUGCCACCAUCGUCAACCGCGGCGUCCUCCAGUGAUCCGCAGUUGUGCCCCUCGCUCUCACCACUCCAACCCCCCCAGAUCCAUCCUACUGGCUUGCAGACUAAUCAGGCAUAUGCCACUAUGUCUCAUGGCGGGUACGAUGGAAUGGUAGUAUCUUCCUUCGGACCUGGAACCGCGCCCCCUCUGGAAUCCGGAUCUUCCAGUACCUUUCGAUAUCUGAAGGGUUUGAUUCCAUUCCACAAACGCGUGACUGCGCUGCCUAGGAUAUCCAUCAGCGAUGUGCAGCGCCACACCGCACUUCAAGUCUCCGGGGCCAAUCCUACCAGUUCGCAGACACCCCAGACCCACGGCGAUGUUUGCCAUGAUUGGCAUGCCAAAUCAGCGGAAUCUUAUCUUGGCCCUCCCCGGGUUGCGCCCAAGUCGCAUCCUUCUGAUAGUUCUCGGAAUUUGCAUUCGCAGCAACGUAUGGGUGCGCCACCCUUAUGGGGGCCACAUUCUGAUCCCAAUUACACCAACCCAUCACGAACGUCUCUUUCCGAACGUUCUAUUUCCACUGCGCCCACCCAGUCAUCCCCCUGCAAUUCGGAACUAUCACUAUACCCCCCUUCCUUGUCAGGGACCGAUCGAGACCCUCGUGCAACACCCACCAUUUGGGCCUGCCAAGACAAUACUGCAAGAGCCCAGGAGCAGCUACAACAUGCAGGUAUAGACCUGCAUAUGCCCCCCUUAUCGGAGCCGAUGCUCUCGUCAUCAGCUGGCCCAGCUGUUGAUGGAAAGAAUACCACCAUCAACACCACCAAGCUCAUUCUUCAGAUCGCAACUCCCGCUCUCAAACUUUCCCCCAUUCCACUUCUCAGCAACAUACCGGAUUUGCUUCUGAUAUUGCUUCAAGUUUACGAGGUUUGGAGACGGUUUUUGCGACCGAUAAUGAGAUAUCACUCACAUUUGCUUUACUAAUCGUGUAGAACGUUAGCGGUAAUAGCAAAGCUCUCAAAGGGUUGGGCGAUGAAAUACAAAAUGCUUAUACUACCAUGCUGCGGCCGCUCCAGCUCUGGACGGAGCAAAUCCCUCCUGAAGUAAUUUUUCUAGUCAAGGAAUUUCACUCGUAUGUGCACGCCAUUCUACAAUGAUACAUUAAGGUCUCAAAUACUG
Molecule: messenger RNA, 2468 nt
Organism: Cantharellus anzutake
Lineage: Eukaryota; Fungi; Basidiomycota; Agaricomycetes; Cantharellales; Hydnaceae
Exons: 1
Coding region: 294-2273 (659 amino acids)
Source: RefSeq, a predicted model, not a curated record